Toxotes jaculatrix (banded archerfish) is the source of this 1480-nucleotide messenger RNA. RefSeq names its product transmembrane protein 238-like. The coding region runs from base 144 to 674 and encodes 176 amino acids. The record is from RefSeq and is a predicted model, not a curated record. The transcript is spliced from 2 exons. NCBI's taxonomy places the organism in Eukaryota, Metazoa, Chordata, Actinopteri, Toxotidae.
CGGGGCUGAGCUCCUCACCUGUCUCACCUUACAUCCGCUCUGAAACUCAAUGCCGCGGGACAAAGGUGCCGGGAAAUAAGCGGAGUUAUUGUUAGAGACUCGAGCGUCUCUCUUUGGAGUCACGGAACCGUCUGGAUGUUGACAUGGAGCCGGUCUAUCGGGGCCUGGGUCGCUGUGUGUGCUGCUUCUGGCUCGCCGUAGCCUUUGACAUCGUGGGACUGGUCGUGCUCCUCAUCGGCGUCUUCGUCAACGUGUUUUUCUAUGACCUGCUCAUCUACGCGGGCGCCAUCGUCAUCUUCCUCAGCCUCAUCUGGUGGGUCUUCUGGUACUCGGGGAACAUCGAGGUGCCCCCGGCGGAGCUGGAGGAUGAUGUCGGGUUACUAAAGAAGGACAAGGGCGGCCUGAGCGCCAUCGGCGGCGCGGUGAGGCGCCUCUCCAGCCGCGUGUCCAGCGGCAUCAGGAACUCGUUCCGCAGGAACGGAGCACCGUCCGGUCACCGUGGGCGCGCGCAGAGGUCAGCGGCCGGGCCGCCGGGAGCUCCGCAGGAGGGGCAGGUGGUCGUUGCUAUGGCAACGAUGGCCCCGCAGGAGAAUACCCCGCACGCGGCUGUGUCCUCAGUGGCGGGCUGUGACAUUGAGACGCUGCACGCGGAGACUUCACCCAGGCCUGUGUAACGCAGAGAUUUUUUUUUUAUUCUUCAUUACUUCCUUGCAGCACUGACCAGAGGAGAGCCAGCCCUACAGCUUCCUUAGCUGUCUUCAGUUCACUUCAGUUGAUGCUAUGUUUUUUUUUCCCCGUUUGUGUGUUUGUUGAGAAAAUGAUGAAAAGAUUUAUCUGAUGAAGAUAUGUGGAAGAGUUGCCAGCAGCCGCUGAGUUGAAGAGGACUGAUAAGGUUUCACAAAAAUUCAUAGUUAUGCAUAUGAAUAUCAUCUUUAUAUGAUUGUUAGAGACAUCAUAGAAGCUCACAGCUGUCAAUCAAUAUGUGAACACGCCUCUGGUCUACUGGGCCUCUCACACUGAGGUUUCAAGCUUCUAUUAGCUGCUGGAAGAUGUAACCAUGGCUGACUCACAGGCCAGAGAGCUACCGAUCGCUGAGGAUGUAGGUGAAGGGCUGGGCGGAGCGAGACAGUAUGGACAGUGUGGACAUCACAACGCCUCCUCAUACCAGCUCUGACGUGGGGGAGACAGAUUUCCCACUUCUAUGCACCUCCCUACAGGAACGAACUGCAGAACAAACUGAAUUUAGAGGGACUGUAAAGUUUUAGUCACUGAUAUUUUUUAAUAAUAAAAAUAAUAAUUGUGGCUGUUUAAUUAGUGUAUAUGCUUGUGUGUGAUGAUUUUUUUGUAGUGUGACUGAAUUGUUGUUUUGUUUUUGUUUUUAUUUUUUUGUGAUGUUGUGUACAGGAUAUCGAAUUUGUUCUCAGGUGUGUUUUGUAAAAGAGGUCUUGAUCUCCAUGACAUUUCCCGAUUAAAUGUAAAC